Molecule: messenger RNA, 1041 nt
Organism: Trachymyrmex cornetzi
Lineage: Eukaryota; Metazoa; Arthropoda; Insecta; Hymenoptera; Formicidae
Exons: 4
Coding region: 436-915 (159 amino acids)
Source: RefSeq, a predicted model, not a curated record
CAUAUUCUCGACCAAUAAGGAUUGGGUCCGAAUGCUAGAAAGCAAUAUGGCCGCAAGUGUGAAAUCAAUGAGGUUAUGUGUAUGGUGCCCGCACAGUGACCGCAUGUGUGCCGUUUCGAAAAUCGAGCUAAAGUUACGAAAAAAUGCCGGCGUGCUGUAUAAUAAAUUGUAUCAGCCGCACAGAUAAUGCACACAAAAUAAAAUUAUUUCGUUUCCCAAAAGAUAAAAGCAUCCGUCAACAAUGGAUCAAAGCGUGUAGACGAAAUGAAAAAGAAAUAAAAAUUAAUAGUGCAAGAAUAUGCAGUUUACAUUUCGCAAAUGAAUGUUUCGAAAUGAAAUGGACGAUGCCACGUUCAACAAAUGUAUCAGCAACAGAAAUAUGUAGAUUGAAAAAGAAUUCUGUGCCAACUAUGCAAUUACAUGUAGAAAAGUAGAAUGAAAGAAAAAACGUUUGUAAAAUCGAUUAUGCCAACUUACACUGAACUUUUGGAAUAUGCACAGCGAAGCGAGCAGAUAAAAAAUAGACAUAAUCUUACAAAUGAAAUUGAUACAGAAGACAUAAACGAAACGAACACAACUAUAUUUUAUAGGAAUGAAAAUAUGGAUGAAAAUACAUCUACAGAAUUAACGCUCGUAAAAGAAAGAAAUGAAAAGGAAGUGUUAUUGAUGGAGAAAAAUGAAUUAUUACAAGAAAAGCAAACACUUCUUGAAGAAAAUGAAAAGUUUAAGCAGCAAGUGGAGCUAUUAACGAAGACUGUACAAGAACAAUCUGAUAUUAUUACACAAAUGACAGAAGAUAACAAAAAGGACGCUAAAGUGCCUGUACAUGUGUUACAGAAGGUAUUUACUGCUGGACAAAUAGAACUGUUAAUGUCUUCAAAAAAUACUCCAUUGUUAUAUACUAUUAUAACAUAGUCUCCAUUGUUAUAUACCAUUGUUAUAUACUAUUUAAAUUAAUUAUUGAGUGAGACAUUCGAAUGUCGUAGUUGCUAAUUUGCUUUGGCGUUCACGUGCUGUAAGUCUCUUCCGCUUGUAAUUAGU